AUGACUCAGAGGCCAUUCAGGCUUUCCAAGUCGUUGUUGCCACUUCACACAAGCAGAACUUUAAUUUGUAUAUUACUACUGCUGAAUCUUUUAUUGGAACUAUACGAGUCCAUACUGACGACGAUUUCACUAUCGUUAAUUUUAACAAUAAUUGCUGUAUUAUUUUGUUGGAUAUUACACCGCGAAACCGAGAUUAGGGAUGGUUUCAGUACUGCCGCGUCUGGAGGUGGAUUUGCGGUAAUCGGUCUUACGCGAGCAUGGAAGUUUUUAUACUUAUGCAGAUUUGGCCUGUCUAUUCGGUACAUUCGAGUUGCAACAACGGGGAUCACCGCUACUUGUUGCGGAUUGCUAGCUAUUAUUGAUUCUUAUACCCUUUAUCGUAUGAUGCAGAAAAGCAGACAGUACACCGUUAAAAGGCCCGAUAAUGCGCGGAACUCUUAUGUGCACUCUACCUCGCCAUUUCUCAGCAAGAUCACCUUCCACUGGAUGACUGAUCUGUUGCUGCAUGGUUAUCACACACCGCUCGAACUCCACGAUCUUGGACAACUUCCGGACGAAGAUACCACAAGGAAUCAGUUUGAACGUUUUCACGACAUUUACGAAACCGAAAAGUUGCGAUGCCGUGGACGAAAAUUGUCUUUGUGGAAAUGUUUUUGGAAACGAACAUGGUUAACAUUCGCAGCGGGUAGUAUCUUGAAGCUCUUCGGCGACAUUAUGACUUUGGUGGGUCCCAUGACAAUUCCGAAGAUCGUUAAUUAUGCGUCAAAUUUGCAAAACAGCACAAAUGAAAGUUUUUUUUCGAAGGAAAUUUUAACAUUUUCGCAAAUUCUGAAAAAUGGAUAUUUCUUGGGGAUUGUAGUUUUUCUUGUCACCAUUUUGCAAAGCACAUUGAAACAAGCCUCUACUCAUGUGCUCUGUGUCGGAGGAAUACGUUUGCGAAUAGCUCUUCAGGCACUGAUUUAUGAUAAGGCUCUUCGAUUGUCUUCAUGGAGUAUCUCUGAGGAAGAGAAACCAUUUGAUAAAGAUAAAGAGCAGCACUGUCAUCAACAAGCAGCUGAUGUCGGAACUGUAACAAAUCUCAUGGCCGAAGAUGCGUAUAACGUAAUGAGUUUCUUCUGGAUCGUUCAUUACAUCUGGGCCGUUCCAUUAAAAAUUACCGCUAUCAUUUUCCUUCUGUACUUGAAAUUGGGUAUUAGCGCUAUUAUCGCAGUAAUUUGCUGCAUAUUGAUCGUCACACCGAUUCAGUUAUUUCUCGGGAAACAAAUGUCCGAAAAUUCCAAAUCCAUAGCGGAAAAAAGCGACAUGCGCCUUCGUCUACUUAAUGAAAUUCUUCAAGGAAUACGGCUCAUUAAGCUAUGCGCUUGGGAGAAUCUCUUCCAAGAUCACAUAUAUAGAAUCAGGGAUGAAGAAUUGAAGCUACUGAAAAAGGAUUCUAUAUAUUGGGCGCUUAUUAACUUUCUAACGCAUGUCUUCUGCGUUCUGGUAACUCUCUUCACAUUCGGUAUUUAUUUCUGGUUAGAGGAACGAAAUCUUGAUGCGGGAAAUGUUUUUGCCAGUCUCGCGCUCUUUUCGCAGCUAACUGUGCCGCUCUUCAUCUUUCCGGUGAUAGUACCGAUUAUCAUCAAUGCCAUGAUUUCUACAACAAGACUAGAAGAGUUUCUCCAGCUUCCAGAGAUCGUGAAUAUUCUCCCUGAACCAAAUGAUUAUAAAUCAACAACGGAUAUAUUGUCAAAAGCAAAUUCAUACAUUGAUAAUGAUAGAGAAACAAUUAAUAGCGUUGCAACUUUUGGAUCGCUGGACAAUAUUAAAGAGGACGAGGAAGAUCCACGGUCGAGUAUCUUGCGUGAAUUCGGUCUGCCAAUUGACUCCUCAAUCGAUACGGUAUUCGAAAAAGAUCCGGAAGUAUCGGAAUCUGUCCUUAAAAUCACACCGAGUACUUUCGUCUGGGGAUCCGACCAAAAUAUGUUGAUGAUUAACGCUCUCAAUUUUCCGCGAGGACAACUAACGAUAAUAGUGGGGAAAACCGGAAGUGGAAAGACCUCUUUAUUAAUGGCACUCUUAGGAGAGAUUCAGAAAAGAAGCGGAAGCGUCGAAUGGACUAAGGGUUUGAAAAUUGCUUAUGUGGCGCGACAGCCAUGGCUUCAAAAUGCGACCUUGAGAGACAAUAUUCUCUUUGGAUCUACGUAUCGAUCGCGAAGAUAUCGCAAUGUCUUACAUGCGUGCGCUCUUCAACCGGACGUGGACAUACUUCCCGAUCGAGAUCUGACCAGGAUUGGUGAACGAGGUAUUAAUUUGAGCGGCGGACAGAAGCAAAGAGUUACUAUAGCCCGAGCUCUUUACAAUGACGCCGACGUCGUCCUCCUGGACAAUCCACUGUCGGCAUUAGAUCAGCAUGUCGGUCAGCAGAUUUUCGAUUACGGUAUCAAGAAGCUCUUACUGAGAAACGGUCGAACAGUGAUUAUGAUCACUCAUAAAUUGGAGCUGUUAUCAGCUGCGCAUCAGAUAAUUGUUAUGGAUGGCUGUCGAGUUCGUGCGAUCGGAACGAAAUCGAGCAUCGAGGAUAUGGAUUCUGAAUUAGCGGCAGAGUGGCGAAUCGUGAAUACGAGACGCGAAGACGAGAAUCAAUUUCAAAAAACUGCCAAGGACCGAUGGUCCUUAACCAAACUAGUCUAUAAAAUCGGAAUGAAUAAAACGAAAAAGCACGGCGAUGACGGAUGGUGGAUCACCGAUCGCGAUGCCUGUGUGAAUCCGCCAACAUUCGUACCUUUAAGAUUACGCCGAACAACUUUAUCCGGAUCGAAGUAUUGGAGUCACGUUCUCACAGAACUUUUAGUAUCAGAGGAAGAAUGGGACACUGAUAGGAAACGAUCGAGAUCGCAUCAUGACAUCGUCAGAUUGAUGAGUCUUCAAGCCCGAAAACGACCGUCGUCAAUUUUUCGACAGAACAGCACGCCGAUCAUUCUUGAAAAUCGGUACGUGUCACCGAGGAAGAGGAACAACACUUACAACAACGGACAGCCCAGCGGUGUGCUAAAGCAAUUCUUCUCUGCUAGAUAUCCGGAAGAAAUGGCAAUGAGCAAAGACAAAAAUGUCCUGUCUCGACUGAUGUCAGGUUCUAACAAAAUUAUUCUGCACCAGGAUCAACAUCAUCAUCUUCCGAUGAAAAAAUUAUUAUCAGUAGAAUCGCGAACUAUCGAUCAGAUAGAUGAUGUGGAAGAAACAUUGAACAACGAAGACGUAGAUGAACAGAGUGAACUUGAAGUUGACGAUAAAGGUGGAAUGGUCACUAGAAUGAUUUGGAUGGAAUAUCAAAGGGCUGGUGGAUGGAUACCGGGACUCGUUUACGCUAUAGCAGCGCUGGCCUUUCAAAUCCUUCGCGUGUAUACUGACUUCUGGCUGUGUGAAUGGAUGGAGGAAAGCAUUCGUUCGCCAGCGAAUACGAUGUCUUAUUUCAUGGUGUAUAUCAUCAUAUCCGUGGGCUCAAUUUUUUUAUCAGUACUUUACAAUGUGUCGGGUCAAUGGCUAGGUGCUAGAGCUAGACGGAAAUUGCACGAAAAAGCUGUCGCUGGACUUUUCAACGCACCCAUCUCGUUCUUCGAAUGCAAUCUCAUUGGAAAGAUUCUGAGCAGGUUUAGUGCAGACAUGAGUGUCAUCGACAAGAAAAUGGCUACUGCAAUCAAGAGACUGACGUCUUUUGUAUUACUCUGUGGUUCUGUGAUGAUCAUAAAUAUUAUUAUUUCACCGUGGUUCUUGAUCACCGUUGUACCAAUUAGCUGCGCUUAUUAUGCACUGCAAAAAUUCUACAGGCGAAGCGCUAGACAAUUACAAUGUUUAGAUGGCAGUACGAGAGGACCAGUAGUAGCGCAUUUCUCAGAAACUUUAUCCGGCCUUCCGACACUAAGGGCAUUCAAGCAAGAGAGUCGUUUCAUGGAGGAGAUGAUGAAACGUCUCGACAUAAAUACCAACGCAUUUCUCAUUUUAAACACCAGUAGUAGAUGGUUUGGCAUCACAUUGGAUUAUCUGGGCGCUGUUAUCGUGGUAGUAGCCAUUUCUACAGCUUUACUUUCUGCGGAGCUGUACCCAAGUCACGUAACACCCAGAUUAGUAGGCCUGGCAAUAAAUUAUACCCUCUUAGUGCCGGUAUUGAACUGGAUGAUCAAGUUUAGCGCAGAGAUCGAGUUGUACAUGGGAAGUGUAGCUCGAAUUUGCGCUUACAAAAAUAUGCAACCGGAGAAGCUUCAUGAAAACGGUUUACGGGUGGCCAAUGACUGGCCUAAUAGAGGAGAGAUCGUUUUUGAGAAUGUCUUUCUACGCUAUGAUUCGGACAGAAAUCCGGUGAUCAGAGAUUUGUCUUUGAGAAUAUCAGCUGGGCAAAAGUUAGGCAUUUGUGGAAGGACCGGUAGCGGAAAAUCAUCAACCGUAAUGGCCCUCUUCCAACUGAUCGAAAUCAGUCAAGGACGCAUCCUGUUGGAUGGAAUUAAUAUCCGGCAAGUGCCUCUUCGAAUAUUACGAUCUCGGUUAUCGAUCAUACCACAAGAUGCAAUAAUGUUUAGUGGCACGAUCAGAGAAAAUUUAGAUCCAUUUUCGGAACACGAGGAUCAAGAAAUCUGGCGAGCCUUGGAGCUUUCGCAAAUCAAGGAUGUGAUAGCUUCGCAUCCCGAGGGACUGAGUCUCGAGGUACGAGAAGGCGGCGAGAACUUUUCAACAGGUCAGCUACAACUGCUUUGCAUGGCACGUGCAAUCCUUCAACGAUCGAGUAUCGUCGUCCUCGAUGAAGCGACUAGCGCACUUGAUAUAGCCACUGAGAAAUCACUUCUAAAAGCGGCUGCUGUCGCUUUCGAGGACAGAACCGUAAUCACCAUUGCGCAUCGAGCAGCGGCUUUGUUAUAUUGCGAUCGCAUCGUUGUUUUCGACGAGGGCAAAAUCAUCGAAGAGGGCUCACCGACAGAUUUAAUGCAAAGACAGAACGGAGUCUUUUCCGCAAUGAUCAAAGCGGUCGAGCAAAGCAGCGAACAACGAUGAGAGGAACCGUGAAAGAAUGUCAAUUAACUUCACUAAUAUACA
This is a messenger RNA of Mycetomoellerius zeteki, 5064 nucleotides long. It is a transcript of the gene Sur, whose product is annotated as Sulfonylurea receptor. The record is from RefSeq and is a predicted model, not a curated record. The transcript is spliced from 30 exons. The coding region runs from base 1 to 5022 and encodes 1673 amino acids. Gene Ontology annotation, molecular function: ATP binding; ATP hydrolysis activity; ABC-type transporter activity. Gene Ontology annotation, cellular component: membrane. NCBI's taxonomy places the organism in Eukaryota, Metazoa, Arthropoda, Insecta, Hymenoptera, Formicidae. Gene Ontology annotation, biological process: transmembrane transport.